This is a messenger RNA of Cuscuta campestris, 964 nucleotides long. NCBI's taxonomy places the organism in Eukaryota, Viridiplantae, Streptophyta, Magnoliopsida, Solanales, Convolvulaceae. The record is from the annotation of a GenBank genome assembly.
CUUAGUUUUAGUAUUUUGAAAAAGUUGUCUUAUGACAAUGUUUAACUUUUGUAUUUUUAAAGUAAAUUUGUUUGAUAUAAAAGUUAUCUGAAAUACUAGUGUUAAUUAAAAAAAUCAUUUUACAAAUAAGUUCUUAGAAAAAUGAAUCUUAAGUAGUGUUUCUCUAUAAUUGUAAGUUAUUUUUAGCUUAUAAGUACCAUGUUUCUCUAUAUUUAUAAAAAUGAAUUCGGUUGGUUGGGGUUUCUUCGCCGAUUAAUUAUAAAAAUGAAUUCGGUUGGUUGGGGUUUCUUCGCCGAUUAAGUUCCAGGUAGAGGUCAAGAAUUGGAUGAGGAGUAGCUUGGAGAAAAGUGAGCUGUGACGCUGAUGGAUGGCUGAAGAAUUUUACUAUUAUUUAAAUAUCAUAUUUACUUAUUAUUCGACUUAUCAAGAUUGUUCUGAAUGUUGUUUUCAAGGCUUCCGCAACAUCAUUUAAUCAGGGACGCUGUGACGGAUGAAGAAUUCAACCAGAUUUAUUCUGGUAGAGGAGACGCGAAUCUCCCCACUCUUGAUAGUCUAUUCGAGGAUGUUGAUGAAGCAGGACUGGAUAAUCUUGACGGGGACGAUGAGCCUACACCGCAAAGCAACGACGUCGACGUGGAGGCAGGUGAGCCCGAGACCUCUCGAGGUCCGGACAAAGUAUCAACCGUAGCAGUUGAACGGGAAUUCAGUGCUGGCGGCAACAUUCUAACCGACUACCGAAGUUGUCUUAACGCUGAAUCUCUUGAAACACUGGUUUGCAACCAAGAUUGGCUCUUGGCAAGACGUCGGGCUCAAGAGUCAUCGUACCAACUCGAAUCGGAGCAUUACAUGAAUGCAACCACAGAUGGAAGUCCGAGUUCUGAAGAAUAAGUUAUAAAUUUUUUUAUGUUAAUGUAAAUAUGUAAUUAAUUUUUUUAGGUGAGCGAAAUAUAAGCUCUUUCGAGGG